AGAACUACCUAUUAUGACGCAUGAAAAAAGUGAAUUCGUUGUUAAAACCGGAAAAUCGUCUGCUUCCCGCUGUGGAAUCUAUGGUAUCAACCGAGAGCCAUAAGUUUGUGGAAAUUUGGUUGACCUGUUACAUUGUUAUAUUUCACCGUGAUAUUUCAGCCCAAGGAAUACAUCUACAUCAAAAUCAACAUAUUUUAAUUACACUUAUCAGUGAAGAUUAAAGUAUCCAUUUCGAAAAGUUUCAGGAUUUCGGCAAUGGGUUUGUUUUCAGAUCUUGUUUGUAUUGAAGUGAGAAGGGAAACAACAAAAUUCUGAAAGGAGUCACAAAUCUCUUAUGGAAUUAAUGCUAGCAGGGAAAGGCGAGAAACAUAUAAUGAACAGGUCCCAUGACGGAGGGGUGUUCUUCCUGCAUCUCUCAUUGCUUCCUAGAAAUAAUUGGAUGUGAAGAAAAUCAAGUUGGUGUUGUCAUGACCCCAGAUAUUUAUCAUGAAAAACAGAUCAAAGAGCUAUGUGCUCUUCAUUCCUUGAACAACCUAUUUCAAGAUGGAGGAGCAUUUGCAAAAAGUGAACUUGACAACAUAUGCUAUGCAUUAUCCCCAGACAAUUGGUUUAAUCCACACAAAUCUCUCCUUGGCACUGGGAACUAUGACAUUAAUGUUAUUAUGGCAGCCUUGGUCACAAAGGGUUGUGGCAUUGAGUGGUUUGAUAAGAGGAAUGCUUAUGUACUGGAACAAGAAUUAAAAAACUACCUCCGAGAAGAAUUGAGAAAUAAGGAUAAGGAACUCUUUGUGGUUGUAACAGAAGAAGUGGAGCAAGCACGGAGUUGGUGCAGUCCAAGCACUAAUGAUUCAAGUACAAAUAUGAUUGGUGCAAUAGAAUCUGGAGCAGUAGGAGACCCAAUUUGCUUAGGCAGCUGUGAAGGCAUGCAAGAUACAGAAGCAUUCAACCCACCAGGUUUUUCUUUUAUUGACCAGGACCCUCUUGUUGGGGACACUCCUGUAUCGGAAGGUACCAUGAGGGCAAAUAAUCAUGAAAAGUUAUAAUACUAAAUAUUAUUUUAAAUUGUCUGUGUUGAUGUUUUUCUUUUGUAAAUAUUUUGAACUUUUUAAGCAUUAUAAUUGUGAUAUUGUGUUUUCAUAUAAUUUUUUUAUUUCAUUUUUUCUGGUGAACACACAAAAUUAGACUGCCAUAUUAAUUAUGUCAUUAAUCUUCCUUGUCUAAACUUAUGGGGUUAUGCUGUUGGAUUGCUACCUCACUGCCAUAGAUAGGUAAAUAUUAUGUUGUAAAAGAUCUUUGACAUUCCAUUUUUUCUUCUUUGGGGUGUAGGUACAUCAAACUAAGUAUCCUUUUCACUUAAUGUAUUGAGGUGUAAAUAUCAAAGAAAAGUUGAUAUUUACAGCAAGUAGAGCUUAGAGCCUGCCACAAUACCUUUUAUUGGUAAAACACCAUUUACUGUUGUAUCAACAGAUUGAUAUUGUGAAGUCUGUGAUAAGUUUUGAAAGAUUUACAAGAAUUUAUUACCUACACUAAUCAUACAUUUAGAGCUUCAUAUAAAGAUACAGCAAUAGAAGUUUGAUAAUAAACAGCAACUAUUUUUGCUGAUUUUCUAACAUUUACUAGUUAAUAUUUAUUCCAGUAGUUAGAGGUACUGUAUUAUGCAUAAAUUUGAAUAUAUUUAUUAAGUUCAAAUAAAUUAUAUACUAUGUAUAAUAAUUUGAAUUUGAAUAUUUCUCCUUUAAACAAAACUGUUAUUUAUUGCGUUGUUUUGUUUGGCGAAAGGUUUACUAAAACAGAUAAGAUGGGAAUAUAUCCAGUACUUAACUUUUUCUUGAAACAUUGUUUUUUUUUUAUCAACAAAUGGCACCCUUUCUAUAUCUAUAGUUUAUUUAUAUGUAUAAUUGAUUUGUUGAUGGUAUUCAAUUGGUGCCUUCCUUAUAUGGAAAUAGAAUUUAAAAUCUAUCAGAUUGGUGCAUAGUGAAUAUUAGUUCUCAUUUAUACACACAAUUGAAAAUAGAGUGUUUGAGCCUCAGAUUUCAGCAAACUGAGACUGUGUUGGUUAUUUUUUUGUAAAAGUGUAAUUUUUUUCCUUUGUAAGAUAAAAAGAUGUGUAGCUUUAUAUUACUGCUGUAGAAAAGUAAUCUGAUUUUAAGUUGAAAUAUAAGGUCUCAAGCAAUAUUCAGUUCAGUAAUUUAAUUAAUAUGGGAGAUGUGCAUGUCAAAACAAAUCCGUUUGGUUAUACUACACUUCUUUUCUGUGUCUGCUUUUAAUAAAUUACUGUUUCUAUGUUAUAA
Molecule: messenger RNA, 2291 nt
Organism: Penaeus vannamei (Pacific white shrimp)
Lineage: Eukaryota; Metazoa; Arthropoda; Malacostraca; Decapoda; Penaeidae
Source: RefSeq, a predicted model, not a curated record